Molecule: messenger RNA, 783 nt
Organism: Rhagoletis pomonella (apple maggot)
Lineage: Eukaryota; Metazoa; Arthropoda; Insecta; Diptera; Tephritidae
Exons: 1
Coding region: 1-783 (260 amino acids)
Source: RefSeq, a predicted model, not a curated record
AUGGUGGCGUUUUUGAAGUCCGCGAAUUUUAAACAACAUUUGUCAAACGUGACGUUGCUUGAGGAAAUGAUUAUCAAGCUGACGCAAACCAGACCAUUCGAUGGGGCGAAGAACGCUGCGACCAUGACGCGUUACCCAACAGUCGAACAUUUUUCGGAGUGGCUCAGCGACUUGGCAAGGAUAAUCAGUCUAAUGCCGACAAAAAGCACACAAAGCUGCAAACAAAAUGCUGCGCCGAACAGUCCGCGUCGCCUCAUGCAUAUCAACCGAGCGAAAGAGACUUUAAAAUGUUACCACUGCAGCGGAAGCCAUAUGAUAGCACAGUGCGUGUCGUUCAAGUCGAUAGGCGUUCAGGACCGGUGGGAAUUGGUCAAAACAAAACAAUUAUGCUUUUCAUGUUUGCGCAAGGGCCACUGCACGCAGAAAUGUCGGUCAAGGCGAAAGUGUGAAGUGAAUGGAUGCCAACGAUACCACAACCAGCUACUUCACAAUGAGGAAGCAGCGGAUCAAGCGCCACGUCGAGUCACGCAAUUGGAUGCCGCUGUGCAGCCACUGCUAAAUUGUCGGGUAACACAAAGUUCGCAAGGUUUAUUAUUUAAAAUGUUACCGGUUAAUAUUUACGGCCCGGACGGCAAGCGGGAGGUCCUUGCCAUAUUUGGCGAAGGUUCGUCAGUGUCCAUAAUGGAGACCGGCGUAGCAAAUUUGAUCGCUGCUAAAGGCGAUGUACAUCCACUCAUGCUGCAGUGGUACGCCGAUAAAAUGGUAACCGAGCAAGCCAGUUAA